This is a messenger RNA of Grosmannia clavigera kw1407, 849 nucleotides long. RefSeq names its product copper homeostasis protein. The record is from RefSeq and is a predicted model, not a curated record. NCBI's taxonomy places the organism in Eukaryota, Fungi, Ascomycota, Sordariomycetes, Ophiostomatales, Ophiostomataceae. Gene Ontology annotation, molecular function: copper ion binding. Bases 1 to 849 code for a protein of 282 amino acids. The transcript has a single exon.
AUGUCAGUGACCACGUUUGAGGUGCCCGUGUUCUCGGCCGAGGCAGCCGGCACUGCAGUUUUCCACGGCGCGACCCGACUCGAGAUCAACCGUGGCGGGUCGUAUGCGGUUGGCGGACUGACGCCAACCCUAGAGGAGGUGAGGGCAGCAGCGGCCAGUCUGGGCGGGCAUUCUGUGCCUCUACGGGUGAUGAUCCGACCGCGAGGAAAGCCUUUGAGCGGCAGGCCCGACUUUCUGUAUACGGACGAGGAGCUGGACGAGAUGCGGACAUGCAUCGGGGUCUUUGUUGCGGCUGGGCUGCUGCGACCCGAUCGAGGCGACGGGUUUGUCUUUGGGGUUUUGGAAGAGGCGGAGGAGACAGAGACGGCGAUGGAAAAGGCCGUCCGGAUCGACGUGGCCCGGUGCCAGAUGCUUGUCCAGGCGGCCAGCCCGUUUGCCUGCGUGCUGCACCGGGCCUUUGACGAGGUGAUGGCGACAAUGGGAGCCGACGGCGGGAUCGCGGCAGCGAUCGGCUGUGGGUUUGUCGGCAUCCUGACGGCUGGUGGCGUGGGCGCAGAGGGAGCGAUGGCCAACCUGGACAUGUUGCGGAAGCUGGUGAGCAGGAAGGGGACAAAGCUAGAGGAGGUCGAUGGUGAGACAAAAGACAUGGACACGUUGGAAGUCAUCAUCGGCGGCGGUGUCCGCAGCAGAAACCUCCCUGAGCUGAUGACCAUUCUGUCUUGUUCUCGACGGCCAGUGGCCUUUCAUUCGUCCUGUCUGGGCGCAGAAAACGAAUCCGAGACUGUUGACGGAAACGAGGCAGCCAAGAUCGUGGAGUUGCUACGGGUCGGAGACGGUAGACGGAAGUAG